Diabrotica virgifera virgifera (western corn rootworm) is the source of this 2591-nucleotide messenger RNA. RefSeq names its product cilia- and flagella-associated protein 251-like. NCBI's taxonomy places the organism in Eukaryota, Metazoa, Arthropoda, Insecta, Coleoptera, Chrysomelidae. Bases 595 to 1407 code for a protein of 270 amino acids. The transcript has 2 exons. The record is from RefSeq and is a predicted model, not a curated record.
CAUAGAUAGUUUAUGCCAAUUCCUACAAAUAAGAGAAUCACGUCUAAGAGAAAGAAAAUCAAGAAGGUCGCGAGAAGAUUACAGGCCCCGAGAAACACAAGAUUACAGAGGUAGAAAUCAAAAUAGCAGGGACUAUACAAGACGAGAUUUUAAUCCCAGAAGGGAAAACGAAAAUAGAGACAACGGAAGAGGAAAUUAUGAACAAAGAAAUAGGCAAUGGAAUGAGGACAGAAAUCGAGAAUACCAGAAUAGAAACACCACACGCUCAAAUCAAGAAAACAGAAAUAAUGGUAGACAAAAUGAACAGGGAUAUCGAGAAAACCGAAACAGAUCCGACAGACCAAGAGAAAAUAGAAGAGAAGUAAAUAAUACCCAGACAGAUGAAUAUGACGGAGAGAGACAUUAUGACGAAAAUAUAAACAACGAUGAGCAACCGGCGUCUUUUCACGACGGCGCUCACUAAAAACCAAAAAUCAAACAGGAAUCUUUUGUCACCCCAAGGAGUUUAUUAAAUUGGCAGGAAACAACGAAAAGAAAAAUGGAGUUAAUUUAAAAUUUGUGGAUGGAUUUAUCAACGAGAAACCAAUUAAAAUUAUGAUAGACACUGGAUCUGAAAUAACAUUGGUCAACAGAAAACUAAUAGAAGAAGUUAACUUAACAAAUUUAAUUUAUAAAAUACCUAGGGUAAAUUUAGUGGGCGCAAACAAACGGACAUUGGCAACUAUAAAUGAAGGCAUACGAGUAAUGGUACGACUGGGUAAGAAGAUGUAUGCACUACAAUGUGUAAUAAUGCCAAACAUGUCACAUGACAUGAUAGUAGGAGUUGACGAAUUGGCAGAAAAACAUGUAGUGAUAGAUUUUAAAAAUAAUACGAUGAAUCUAACAGAAGAAAAAGAAGAAGAACAGGACAAGGAACAGGAGAAACAAAAUACGGACGAAUCAGGUAAAGACCAAACAGUGGAAAUGAAUUUGGCAACGAAGCAAGGACAAAGAAGAAAAGGGAGAAAAAGUCAGAAAAAGACAAAAGAAAAUGAAACCUGUGGCUCCUCAAAAGAAGAGUUGAGCCCAGAAGAAGAAAAAUUGAGAGUAUCAAAAGCAAAAGAAAACUGGGAUUCCUCAAAAGAAGAGAUGAGCUCAGGAGAAGGAGAAAUAAAGCUAACAAAUGAAAGCGAAAAAGAUAUAAUCGAAACAGUGGCAUUUGAAGAGGAGGCAUAUGAAAACGAGGAUGCAGAAUGCACGGUAAAAGUAUGUGAAAAAUCUGAGGAAAAAGACAGAAGAUUGAUAUGGGAAAAAGGGAAAGACAACAUAAUAGCCGACACUCUAACACAGGAUGAGGACACUGAAAAUAAGGAAACAAUUACUCUACAGGUGGGACUAAUUAGAGUAAUACAAGAAGAAGGGGUAUAAGAGGUAGAUUAAAGUAAGGAAAUAUACAGGGAGUUGGUUUUGCCUCGAGAAAAUUUAUUUAAAAAUGCAGAUAAAUUUUAUCGAAUACAAGGCGGGGAUUUGUUAUAUUUCUAUGUGAUAUGAAAAUUAAAAUUUGAUAAUUAUAAACAGAAUUCAAUUUAAUAUAAAAUAUUUUCAAUUUUCUCAACCACGGGCAUAUAAAUUUAGAACAACCUGUAUACAACAAAUUGUUAUAUUUAAUUUUAAGAAGUGAUUAAAUAAGACUCAAGUGAAAUCGUUAAAAGGUCAUUAAAAUUUGUAUAUAGUAGAAAGUAAUUUUAGAAUGGGAAUUAACUAUUUUCUUUGAAAUCCAUUAAGCAUAUUUAGAAAGUUUAAAAAUUGGUUUUGAGGAAUACUGCGAAUGAGAGUUGGUGGUGGAAUUUUGGUUUGUGAAUCUGGAAGGGAUAUUUAGAAAGUAGGGGAAUGAAUGACAAAUAGAGAUCAGAAUGUUUUGAGCUGUCGAGAAGUGAAGUCGAGUAGUAGACGGUAGUGUACGGAGAGUGAGAAAGCCUGUGUAGUUCCGUGAGUGUGGAGUAUCUAUCGUAGAACGAGAGGUAGGCCAGGUUGAGAGUAAAAGAACCUCCUUGAGCCAAGAGUUCCCGGUAGCUGAUUGCAGUUUCGAAAAAGGUAGAAGACAGCAUCACGACAGAAGCAGGAAACGAGAGCUAUACGAGCUAGUUUCAGAGGAGAACAUUACUGGAAGCCAGGACGAGGUUUUGAUUGCAGCCAAGGAUAGCAGGAAACGGGUCUUGUGUGAAGACAUUCUCAGUGCACCAGAAAAAGGUCAGUCUCAUUUGUUUGGACAUGAAUGUAUGGGUUUUUCGUAGUAAAUACCACAUUUAAAAUUGAAAAAACAUAAUCAAUAAUAUCAGAAAAGCUUCAUCAAACUUAAAUAGAAUUGUUGCUGAUAAAUCAUAAUAGUUAAAUGUUAAUAAAAACUUUCAAUUGGAAAUCAAAAGGAAAUAAGAUUCCCAUGUAUAAAUGUUAUGUUUAAGAAUAAUAAGAUAUAGCAAAUAUUAAGCAGUGAUUGCCAUUUAAAUAAAAUAAACAAUAUUUUGAUUACAAUUGUAACCCAUAUGUGUUAUUAUUUUACUCUUUUCUUUCCUAUCCCGAUUAGGUACCAUUAAGAAAUACUUAGAAGCCAC